This is a messenger RNA of Oncorhynchus tshawytscha (Chinook salmon), 2041 nucleotides long. RefSeq names its product atonal bHLH transcription factor 8 (gene atoh8). The transcript has 3 exons. Lineage: Eukaryota; Metazoa; Chordata; Actinopteri; Salmoniformes; Salmonidae. The record is from RefSeq and is a predicted model, not a curated record. The coding region runs from base 380 to 1258 and encodes 292 amino acids. Gene Ontology annotation, molecular function: protein dimerization activity; DNA-binding transcription factor activity.
ACGCACGGCGAGAGAUAUUUUGGGCGGUCUCUCGCUGUCGGCGGCGUGGCGACUUAUCUCACCGACAAGGGCUUCUAUGUAAACUGAGGCAAAACUAAAACAGAUGAAACUCAGAGCACAUUCACAAAAAAUGCUGCCAAUUUUGAUGGCUCCAGAAGACGCGGAAUCCACGGGAGAAACACGCGCCUGCACAUGCGGUCUAUUCUUUAUUUGAGUUAUUUAAAGUAAGCCUGUCGAUGCUUGUAAUCAGAGUACUACAUUGCAUAGUGAUUUGUCUGGCUAUAUUUUAUUGAUUAGGUUACAAUAUAAUAUUAUUAUACUUUUGCGCGAUAUUAAGGCAGUGCUGUCGGUUUUCAAUAGUCCCUUUUUUUGUGUAGAAAUGAGGAAUCCACAUCUACUCAGCGAUGGCUGGAAGACAAUCAAUGCAAAGGAUUCAACUGGGAAUAAAAAGUUUAAACGGAAAGGUCGGGACCCCAAACGUGUCACCAGUGAUGAAGUCAAACAUUUCCAAUAUGAUUCAAUAAUGGACGACGAUUCUAUGGGGGAACUGAUGGAAGAGACAUGUAGAAACAUUGUAAAAAAAAGACUACAGGACCCUGGUUCAGUUCUAUCUGUGGAGAAAUCCAUUAUUUCAUCUGGAAACCCGAAUACUGCUCUUGACAUGAGGAUAAAUGCUUUACCAUCAACAGUUACUGGGAAGCUCCCAUCAUCACAGUCACAGCCUUCAUCCGAGUCAACACCGACAAGCAGAGACUCUUUUCUCAGCACAUUCCCGCAUGUUACAAGUUAUGGCCAUCAACAGUCAUUUGGGACUGAUCACACAUUACAGUCCCGGAUCGUCCUGUGCCAGCGCUCCGAGAAGUCCCUCUCCUCGGCCUCUCAGACAGCCUACAUCAAUAGCAGCGACCCGGUUGAAUCGCCAAAGAAACGGCUAGGAGAAACGUCUGGCGUCGUCACUGAGAUCAAAGCCGUUCAGCAGACACGGAGGCUACUGGCGAAUGCCAGAGAGAGGACCCGGGUGCAUACCAUCAGUGCAGCCUUUGAGGCGCUGAGAAAGCAGGUGCCCUGCUACUCCUAUGGACAGAAGUUGUCAAAGCUGGCUAUAUUAAGAAUCGCCUGUAACUACAUCCUGUCGCUAGCUCAGCUGGCAGACCUGGACUACACCCCAGAUCACGGCAACAUGAGCUUCAGAGAGUGCGUGGAGCAGUGCACCCGCACCCUGCAGGCCGAGGGACGCUCCAAGAAGAGAAAGGAGUAAAAUUCUCACAGCAUCGGUGGCGUGAGCCAGGCUUUAUAACAAGGCCCUUGAACAAAAGAAAUUCUUUACAGCUCUGUUAUUGAGGUUGUUCAAGGUCACUCCUGGGGGAGACUACAACCAAUCACUUGGACAUACAGUAUGAUGGACCUAAUUUCAUAGGCCUACUUGAUACCUGUUGAGCUAGCAGAAAUAUCAAGAAUCUCCAGUUAUGGAUAUGUUUCUGCCCGUUGUGAGUUGGAAUGAAUCUCAUUCGCUUGAUGUUUGAACAGUUAAAAGAGGGAGACAGCAUUGAUGUUCUUUAAGCAAACAAGAAAACAUGUCUGGUGGAUGAAAUCAGAUUGUUCAAUCAUAUGACAAUUGGAGGCAGAGACAGCAGUGACUAUAACCAUUCAUAACAGUGAUUAUAACAGUUUUAUUCAACUAUGAACCCCGAUGCCUUUUCAAUGACAUACAGGUUGUUGUUUUUCUUUAUAGUAUGAUUGGUCAUUUCUGCUUGAUGGAAGCUAACUAGUGAAAGCUCUAGUAACAUAUAUUUGAUUACAAGAUAACUUAAAAUGACAUAGCAAUGGUAUUUUAUUCAGCAACUGUUUUUAUGUGUUGAAAUAUGAAUUAAGUUACAUGGGUUAUUGUCUGCUACCUGAGCUCAGUAUUUUAAAAUAUCCCAGAUUGACACAUUUAAAAGUGACCUCCCUUUCAGCUGGCCUUUUCUAAUGACAAAUCUCUGACUGUUGUGUGCUAAUCAAGCACUUUUUAACCAAAAAUAAAGGAACUGUUGUUAAUUUA